AUGUACGCCUGUCCGCUGACCCUCCCCUGCUUCCUUCUCCCGCAGCACGUCCAUUUCUGGCUCCAGUCCGAAAACACCCAAGAGAGAGUUAGAGCCAUACGGUGCAGCGCUGCCCUGCUCCAAUUCGCCACCUCCCUGCCCGGAUUUGACACCUCCUCCGAUUUCCCUAAGGCGGGCAACUUUGUAUUGCAGCUGGGUCUGUACAUCUCGGACCCAGCCAACGACAUCAGCCAGCAAGCCAGGAGCGGGAUACAGUGGCUGCAGAGGCUCCUGCUGCAGAGGAGGGGGUUGAACAUCCCAGAGGCGAGCCAUCUGUGGUGCCGGGACAGGCUCCAGGACACCGAGCACCUGGCCUACAGAAAUAUGGCCAGGGUGGGGGAGGUCUUUGGACAGAUCUUUUCAGAAGGCCAGAGAAUAUCGUUCCUCCAGGCAGCACUUCUGGCAAUACAUGACCCCCAGGUCCGUGUCAGCCAGGCUGGGCUGGUGCUAACGUAUUCCAUCCUGGGGGAAGUCGGCCAACUGAUAGGGGAUGAGUCCUGCUCCAGGCAUCCCACCGACCCACUCCAGCAUUGCCUUCUCCUCUUGAUCUUCCCCAAGCACUCGGACUUUGACUACCCGGCUUUGACCCUCGGCCUGUAUCUGGACUCUGGCUUGACAUUGACUUAG
This is a messenger RNA of Chrysemys picta bellii (western painted turtle), 666 nucleotides long. The record is from RefSeq and is a predicted model, not a curated record. Lineage: Eukaryota; Metazoa; Chordata; Testudines; Emydidae.